Salvia miltiorrhiza (redroot sage) is the source of this 864-nucleotide messenger RNA. Its product is annotated as protein FAR1-RELATED SEQUENCE 5-like. The transcript has a single exon. The coding region runs from base 1 to 864 and encodes 287 amino acids. Lineage: Eukaryota; Viridiplantae; Streptophyta; Magnoliopsida; Lamiales; Lamiaceae. The record is from RefSeq and is a predicted model, not a curated record.
AUGGAUUUUGAUUUGAACGAUUAUCCAUCUAAUGAUGUUGGCGAUGAAGAUGAAGUAUUGUCAAGGAAGGAAGCAUGUGUUGAUGAAAAUAAUGUUGAAAAUAGAAAUGAAGAUUGUGAUGAUAAUUCAGAUGUUGGAGACGGAGAUAAGGAUCAAAGUCUUGAAGAAGUUGAGGAAAAUAUUGAAGAUGAGCAACAUGUUGAGCAUGAUUAUGGCAAAUUUGUCGAUCUACUUAAUAGGAUUGAUGUACUUGAGAUGGUAUUAGAGGUUGGAAAAUCUGUGCAAGAUCCCGAAGCAGCUCAUAUUUUAUAUUGCGAGUAUGCAAGACUGAAGGGAUUUAGUGUGACAAGAGAUAACAAAGGUUACUUUAAUGGUACUAGAAUAUGUAGUUACAAAACAUUUCUUUGCUCUUGCCAUGGUAAGAGUGAAACGAACACAUCGUUGGAUAGAGGGAUGGCUACUUACAAGAAGCAAGAUCGGAAGAUCACGUGUAAGGCAAAGCUAAGGGUGUCACGCAGACGUAAUCAGCCAUGGAAAGUGAGGUCUUGGUACAAAGAGCACAAUCAUGAAUUAUUCCCCUCUGACCAGUCGUAUUUGUUACGCUCAGCCCGUUCUUUGUCUAAAUCUAAGAAACUUUUGAUAGAAUCAAUGAAUUCAGUAGGCAUUGGCAUCUCACGGGCUUAUGCAUUCAUGGAGAAGGAGUCAGGCGGGCCACAAAAUUGUGGUUUUACACGGAAGGAUGCAUAUAAUCACAUUAAUGGCAUAAAGAUGAAGACAAAAGUGGAAAACGGUGAUGCAAAUAGCCUUAUUCAAUAUUUCAGUAAGAUGUCGAAUAGUGAGGCAUUCUUUUAUUUUGACUUUUAA